This is a messenger RNA of Scleropages formosus (Asian bonytongue), 4362 nucleotides long. RefSeq names its product alpha-2-macroglobulin-like protein 1. Bases 28 to 4290 code for a protein of 1420 amino acids. The transcript has 35 exons. The record is from RefSeq and is a predicted model, not a curated record. Gene Ontology annotation, molecular function: endopeptidase inhibitor activity. Gene Ontology annotation, cellular component: extracellular region. Lineage: Eukaryota; Metazoa; Chordata; Actinopteri; Osteoglossiformes; Osteoglossidae.
UUGGUGAAGUGGUGGUAUUUGCCUCUAAUGUGGCAGUUUGUGAUCCCUGUCCUCUUGUUUGCUGUGUGCCAUGCUGCUGGAAAACCGGCCUUCCUAGUGAUGUUCCCAGCAGUGAUACCAUCUGGGUCUCAAGCAAGAUUAUGUGCCCACAUCCUUUACCCAAAUGAAACUCUGCGCCUGCGUGUCUUCUUGGACAGCGAGUCCAAGACCUUGCUGACAAAAACAACAAAGAAGGCUUUGUUCAACUGCUUUGUGUUUCAGGCCCCCAAUGUCAAACAGGCAUCGGUACAGACCAUUAAAGUGAGAGUACAAGGGGCAGCAUUGCUCCUGGAGGAGCAGCGUAAGGUCAUGUUUGAACCUGUUCUUCCUCUGACGUUCAUCCAGACCGACAAACCAGUCUACAAGCCUGGACAAACAGUGAACUUCAGAAUUGUCACCAUGAAUACAAACUUGGUCCCUGUCAAUCAGCUGUAUGAAAUUGUGUAUCUGGAGGAUGUUAAUAAUAACCGGCUUAACCAAUGGACAAACAUCACCUCCACGAACAUGCUCUUGCAACUCUCCUAUCCACUGACUACCGAAUCUCCGGUGGGAGCUUAUCGCAUCGUUCUACCUGUAGGCAUGCGCAACACUGAACAGACCUUUGCGGUCAAGGAAUAUGUCUUGCCCAGGUUUGACGUAAAGGUGAACGUACCAUCAGAAGUAAAUGCUGUGGAGCCUGAAGUUAAACUGGAAGCCUGUGCAAAGUACACGUAUGGUCAGCCUGUGCCAGGCAAGGCUGAGCUGGAACUGUGUCGGAAUCCAUACCCAUGGAUGAAACGCAUCAAUUACCAUACACGGUGCCUUACGGAAUCUGUGCAGCUGAACAAAAGCGGCUGUUGCUCUUAUGCCUUUAAUGUGACAUACUUCCUUGGUGAGGGACUUGAGGAUAUCCUCAAUUUCAAUGCUAAAAUAGAAGAGCAGGGAACAGGCAUUACACUGUCAGAAUCUGCCAAUAUGAACAUCAAUUACUCUGCUGGAAGUGUGUGGUUUGUUGAUACCCCAGAUUCCUAUCAGCCUGGCUCCAUUAUUAAGGGGAAAAUCAAAUUUGUGGAUUACAAGAGCUCUCCUGUAGCUGCUCAGAAAAUCUACCUAUAUGAAGGGUUUUGGGAGCCUCUUAAGCUCCUUAAAAAUCUUACCACUGACCAGUAUGGUAUAGCUAACUUUUCAGUCAACUUCACUGGUCAAUCAAGCUCUAAAAUCCAACUAAGGGCAAGCUACUAUCCUCCAUAUGAGAUCUUCCACAACCAGCCUCAGGCUGCCAUCUACCAAGAUGGGAUGCACACACUCUCACCAUUCCAGCCUCAGACAGCCCCCUUCAGCUAUCUGACCAUACAGAGCAAAGAACUACCUCUUCCAUGUUCUAAAGUGGUACAAAUUGGUGUCUGGUACAUGCUGGUUGAAGAGAAGUCUCCAAGUAACCGUCCAAAGCUUUUCUAUGUGAUCCUAUCAAGAGGAGCCAUAGUGUCUCAUGGAUCCAUGCAAAUGGCUCAGCCGAACAUGACUCGAGGAAAUCUCACCAUAUCACUAAAAGUGACUCCAAAUAUGGCUCCAGUAGUUCAAGUCUUGGUGUAUAUUGUACUGCCUAGUAGGAAUGUGAUCAGUGCAAGCAUGGCCUUUCCUACUGAGAAAUGUUUCCAACACAAGGUUGCACUGAACUUCUUGCCACACACUGCUGUUCCUGGAGAAAAGGGCAAAAUGAAUCUCCAGGCUAAACCUGGGGCAUUGUGUGCCCUGACUGUUGUGGACAGGAGUGUACUGCUGCUUGAUCCAGGGAAGCGUCUCAAUGCGGACAAGCUCUUCAGUUUGUUACCCAUUCAAAAAAGUACAUCCAUACCAUACAUGGUGCAGGACCCUGAAGUCUGCCUGAAAGUAAGAGUAAAGCGCUUCAUAAAACCACCAGUGGAAAAUGAUGCUCUUUCUGCAUUUCAGGCAAGUUGCAUUGAGGAGGACUUCAGCAAGCCACAUGUAGGCCUGAAAGUUGCUACCAAUUUAAUGGUAGCGGCACCAUCCUGCCUCCUCUUCAUGGGGAAGAACUACCGUUCAUCAUAUAACGUGCCACUGGACUUUGUUCGAUAUAGUGCCAGAGCUCCAUCUCCUGCUGAGGCUGAAGAUCUGCCUAUGCCGACAGUGCGCACAUACUUCCCUGAGACAUGGAUCUGGGACCUUGUGCAAGUGGGGCAAUUUGGAUCUGUGCAGCUUCCUGUCACUGUGCCGGAUACAAUCACCACCUGGGAAGCAGAUGCCUUCUGCUUGGCUAGUACUGGUCUAAGCCUGGCUCCUCCAACAGAGCUCAGGGUCUUCAAGCCAUUCUUCUUGGACAUCAUCUUGCCAUACUCAAUCAUCCGUGGGGAACAGUUUAAACUAACUGCAACGGUAUUCAACUAUCUUGCAGAGUGCAUCAUGGUCAAGAUGACUGCAGCACCAUCGUCAGCCUAUAAACUGAUACCCUGCACUGACUGCCAGUACUCCUCUUGCCUUUGUGCCAGUGAGACCAAGACCUUUCAGUGGAGUUUAGUGGCUUCUGCCCUUGGGGCUGUGAAUGUAUCGGUAAGUGCUGAGGCUGUGCGGUCCCAGCAGCUCUGUGACAAGAAGUCGGUGACUGUGCCAGAAAGGGGCCGCAUUGAUUCGGUGUCUCGUGUCCUGUUGGUGAAGGCUGAAGGAGUAGAGAAGACUGACAGCUACAGUUGGCUGCUGUGUCCUAAUGGGGGAAAAGCUGAAGAGCAAGUGGACUUGCAGCUCCCUGCAACUGUGGUGAAGGGUUCAACACGUGCUUCUGUUGUCGUCCUAGGGGAUAUAAUGGGCCAGGCCAUCAGGAACUUGGAUAACUUUUUAGCCAUGCCAUAUGGCUGUGGGGAACAGAACUUGGCUGUCCUGGCCUCUGAUGUGUACAUCAUGCAGUACCUACAGUCUAUUCAACAGCUAGACCCUGUCUUGGAAAAAGCAACAUUCUACCUCCAGAGUGGCUACCAGAGGCAGCUGAACUACAGGAACAGCAAUGGCUCUUUCUCUACCUUCCCUGGUGAAGAAGGCAAUAACUGGUUGACUGCCUUUGUCAUAAAGACCUUCACAAAGGCCCAAACAUUCAUCUACAUUGACCCCAAGAUAAUCAAAGAAGCACAGUCUUGGCUAUUGACAACUCAAAAGGAAGAUGGUUGCUUCAGAACUUCAGGCAAGCUCUAUCACAGUAGCAUGAAGGGUGGAGUAGAAGGUGAUGUAACUCUUACAGCCUACAUUGCUGCAGCUCUAAUGGAAAGCAACAUUUCGAACCCUGCAUUGAAUCUCAGCUUGGCCUGCCUGAGGUCAGAUAUCAGUUAUCUGACAAGCACCUACACAUCAGCCCUGCUGGCGUACACAUUCACCCUAGCUGGAGAUGAGCAAAAACGGACCCAGCUGAUGGCACAUCUGUACAGCCUUGCAUCAACUGAAGGUGAUUUGCUAUACUGGUCUCAGUCAGCCUCUGAAGCCAAAGGAUCCAUAACAGUGGAAACUACCUCCUAUGUGCUGCUGGCUGUGCUCUCCACCUCUCUGCUGUCAUCUGCUAAUUUGGGCCAUGCGGCAAAGAUUGUCCACUGGCUGGUGAAGCAGCAGAAUGCCUAUGGAGGAUUUGCUUCCACACAGGAUACGGUUGUGGCACUGCAGGCACUUGCUCUCUAUUCCACCAUGGUGAAAAAUCCAGAAGGCUCCAGUACUGUAACUGUACAGUCAGCCAGUGGUCAACUGCAAGUCUUCACUGUGAAUCUGGGGAACCAACUCCUCUACCAGGAGAGGCUGCUGCAAGAUGUCAAAGGGCACUACAGCAUUGUGGUCCAGGGCACUAGAUGUGUCUCUGUACAGAUAACAGUCCAUUACAACAUCCCCACUCCCACAAUGGAGUCCUCACUUCAUAUAAUUACAAAUGUGAGCAGUGACUGCAGAGGUGCUCUGACUCUGAACAUCAAGGUCCAAUAUAAUGGCUCACAGGAAAUGACCAAUAUGGUGCUUCUAGACAUCAAGCUUCUGUCAGGGUUUGGCCUUGAUCCAUCAUCUCUGAAACAGUUGAAAGGUUCUGCUAUGGUAGAACAAGUUGUUGAACAAGAUGACCACAUUUUGGUGUAUCUGAGAGAGCUGCAAAGAAACCUUCCUCUGUUCUACAUGCUGAACCUUGUCCAGCAGCUCAAGCUAAGUGGCCUUAAACCAGCUGUGAUCAAGAUGUAUGACUACUACCAGCCUGCAUAUGAAGCCUUGGCUGAGUAUACAUCUCCAUGUAAAUGAACAAAUGUGGCCCUGUGCAACAUCCUGUACAGUAAAUGAUGCUGAACUUUAGCAAUAAACUUGCUAAAUUCA